AUGCGACCGUCGUCGUUUCGCAGUCUGACAACCACUGCUCGAUUACGUGCAACAACGCCGCCGCCAGCAUCGGAAAAUGGAGCAAUUAACCCAAGGUGGCUGUCGGACUUGCAGAAGAGAUUACAGCAAUCCCUGUCGCUCAAGAUUGCGCCGAAAAAGGUAGACGAAGUGAGAGAACGACUGGCGCAUCUGGAUAAGAAUUGGCUGGAGCUCGCAGCGGGACGAGAAGGUUUCUUGGCUGAUCCGGAGAGACGAGGGUUGGAUAGACAUGCGGUGCAAUGGGGAGACAUGCUUUAUUCUAAUGACGUAUUUGCAUCGCAGGGACAUGUCAAUAAUGUCAUAUACAAUCGGCUCGCCGAGUCUGGCCGUGUCAACUGGACAAGAAACCUUGCACAGUUUUCAGACCCCAAGUAUGAACAGGAAUGGUACGAUCUCAUGUCGCCAAAGAGCAUCGGCCUCAUCUUGGCGAGUAUCAGAACAGACUUCAAAUUUCCUAUGACGUUCCCGGACCGUGUCACAGUCUUGCAUAAGCUGGUCACGAAGCCGGAUUACAGCUCCGACCGCUUCUACUUGGAAGCCGUCAUGUAUUCCGAGCAGCAAAGACGACCGGCGGCGAAGUGCUUUGAGGAUAUCGUGGUCUACGAUUACAGAGCGGCCAAGAAGGCGCCCUUGAAGCCUUUUAUGGUUGAUGAGUUGCAGGCGACUUAUGAUCUACAAGAAGAGAAGAAGAAGGAAGCUGAGAAGAAGGUGGCAGAGCUACAAGAAUUUGUUCAACAGGUAGAGGACAGUGCUGGUACUGCAUAG
This is a messenger RNA of Trichoderma aggressivum f. europaeum, 804 nucleotides long. RefSeq lists its product as uncharacterized. The record is from RefSeq and is a predicted model, not a curated record. The coding region runs from base 1 to 804 and encodes 267 amino acids. Lineage: Eukaryota; Fungi; Ascomycota; Sordariomycetes; Hypocreales; Hypocreaceae. Gene Ontology annotation, molecular function: fatty acyl-CoA hydrolase activity. The transcript is spliced from 4 exons. Gene Ontology annotation, cellular component: mitochondrion.